Molecule: messenger RNA, 2728 nt
Organism: Silurus meridionalis
Lineage: Eukaryota; Metazoa; Chordata; Actinopteri; Siluriformes; Siluridae
Exons: 3
Coding region: 1-672 (223 amino acids)
Source: RefSeq, a predicted model, not a curated record
AUGGUACGAAAAAUCAUCGUCCUGGACUUUAAACUUGUCCUGAAAUCUAAGCUCGUCCUGGACUUUAAACUCGUCCUGAAAUCUAAACUCGUCCUGAACUCUAAAAUCGUCCUGGGCUCUAAACUCGUCCUGGGAUCUAAACUCAUCCUGAAAUUUAAACUCGUCCUGGGCUCUAAACUCGUCCUGGGAUCUAAACUUAUCCUGAAAUCUAAAUUCGUCCUGAACUCUAAACUCGUCCUGGGCUCUAAACUUGUCCUGAAAUCUAAGCUCGUCCUGGACUCUAAACUCGUCCUGGGACCUAAACUUGUCCUGGACUCUAAGCUCGUCCUGGACUCUAAAUUCCUCCUUGGACCUAAACUCGUCCUGGACUCUAAACUCGUCCUGGGCUCUAAACUUGUCCUGAAAUCUAAGCUCGUUCUGGACUCUAAACUCGUCCUGGACUCUAAAUUCGUCCUGGGCUCUAAACUCGUCCUGAAAUCUAAACUCGACCCGGACUCUAAACUCAUCCUGGGCUCUAAACUCGUCCCCGUCUCUAAACUCGUCCUGAAAUCUAAACUCGUCCUGGGCUCUAAACUCGUCCUGGGCUCUAAACUCAUCCUGAAAUCGAAACUCGUCGUAAUAAUUAGGCAGAGUUUGGGACGAACAAUCAACAAUUUUGACCAAACAGUAUAGUGUUACAGAACGAUUACAAUUCAAGCUUUUUCAUGUGGGUUCACUCUACCACGAUAAAGAAAGAUUCUUUCCCCUGAGACACAUUUAUACGUAUAUAGGACAGACCCGGGGGUGGAGUUCGCAAUGUUCCAGUUUGGGUAAUUUCUUUUAACACCGUAUUUAAUUCCAUAAAAAAAAAAAAAAAAAAAUUUUUUGAAUCAUUCAUGUAAUUGUUUUUUUUUUUUCCAAACCCCAGGAUUUUUGUAUUAAUUAAAUGUUUUUUUUUUUUUUGCAGUUCAACUCAUCUCCUGUAUAUUAUGGAAACGUGUAACUAACGCGCAAAAAGUGUUUUUGCCUUUUUCGUGAUGAUUUCGAAAAGAUGUUGUAAUGCGUAUCAGUAGAAGUUCUUGUCGUUUUUUUUUUUUUUUUUUUUUUUAAGACAAUGUGAAGACGGCUUCCUGGAGGAGAAGGAGAAGGAACGUUCCAGAGAAUCAUAGAAUCAUGUGGAAGAAUAUAACACAGGCUUCAUCCCAAAUCCCAAAUCCUACCCCAUUUCCCAAAAAAAAAACCUCCUUCCCUUCCUUUUUGGAAAUGUAAAUGCCCCCCACUCCGUUCCUAGUGAUUGUGAUUAGUGUAGUGUGGUACUAAACCAGCAUUUAAAGGUUGUUCCCUUCAAAAGUGCCUUUUGUUCACAGAGUCCAUCUGCGUAAAACAUGAUUCUUAAAAAAAAAUGAAACGUUUUCGCCCUGUCUUUCCUGGUCCACCCUUUUUUUCACUCGUUCGAAGCCGUAAAUAUAUAUAUAUAUAUAAAUAUAUAUAUAUAGUAUAUAGUAAUACAAGAAAUGGAUGUGAUUUAGUUCUUUCUAUUGUUCAAUACUGAAGAAAAAAAAUUGUAAAGGCAAAAAAAUUCUCCUUUUUCCUUCUUUCUUGCGUUACUGGAGAUGUUGUACAAGACACAAGACGUCCGUCUUACCGCCCGUCGUAAAUCUGUUCCCUCCCCUUCCCCUGAAAACGAGGCUUUUAUAUUUGAUUUUUUUUCCCUCUUGAGCAGAAAAUCCUCGUCUGUAUGCUUGUUCUUGUUACACCAUACCGAUCUCCCCUCUUCCUGUUCUGCCGCUUCUCCGUUUCUACUGCUAGUGUAAGUGAAAUGUGGCCUGUUCGGGCUCAGGGGGGUUACGUCACGGUCACGUGAGUCCCAACCAGUGGAAGAAGGGGGCCAAUAUUUUGUCACCUGGCUUCCACCAAACUGUGUGUGAAAUGGCUUGGCUGUAAACGCAGGACAUCGGGGUGGAGGGGGAAUUCAGCAGCUCGGCGUUAUUUUACGUUUUUUUUUUAUUUAUUUGUGUUAUGAAUUUAUAGUAGUAUAUCUGACUUUUUUUUUUUUGAUGAUUUUCUAUCAGGGUACGGUCCAGAAGAUUCUCUCUAAGGGAACCAUAGACCUUAAACUAAAAAAAAAACUAUAAAAAAAAAUCCUGUAAAAGCACCUUUGUUGAUUUGGAAAAGCCAGGCUACUUUAAAGGAACAUGUUGACUGAUGACUUGCUGAAAGCACCUUAUGAGGCAGAAUGCACUUAAUGUGAAAUGCACUUAAAUAGUCACACUACACAAAACUUCCAGGGUUUCCUUGUUUUUUUUGUCCACCACAUUUCGCUCUGGAGGUGAGUUCAGGAGGCGUGUUUUAAUUCAGCCGAAGUCAGUAUUAAUAUUACAGAGGAUCAGCGAUUUGCUUACAGAGUGGAAUUUUUUCCUUUUUUUUUUAGGACAUGAGAAUAAAUAUUCCCACUCUGGCAUAACAUCAGUCGAAACUAAAUCAAUUCUAACUACCUUGUUUUUUAUUCAAACUUUUUUUUUUUUUACCUUUUCGCUUCAUUGACGCUUUCGUACUUUUCCGAGCUGCACAGGGGUUUCAGUCAUAGCGCCCCCGAGUGGAUCCCUGAGUCCUGCGUUUUCAGAAAAAAAAAGCUUGUGUUUCAGUCAUUUUAGCUCCAGACCCCUCAGAGCCCGCAGGCAAAUGUGCAUGUGUUAACUACAGAUUUUUUUUCCAUUAUAAAGAAUAAAAAAAAGUUUGUAAAGAGCAA